AACGACAGCCUAUUUACUAAUGGUGGUCGAACGAAAUCAACACUGCAGACGAAUUUUAGAAAACAUAUGAAAUAAAGACCCAAGUAAGACGUUUUCAACAAACUAUGGCAGACACUCCAAACCAACGUUCAACAGCUGUGUCUCCAGCUGUAUCGGAUACAUCUGGAAAGAAAUCAAGACAAGACAACUCAUCGCGUCAGUCUGGAAGAGUGACAUUUCCUAAUUCUGCCAAAUCAGCAUCAAGUGUAGGACUUGCAGAAGAUGAAUUUGCUUCUCAAGGCAACCCUUUCAAGAUGCCCCCUGACAGUGAUAUCUUCAUGCUGCGAGAUAAAGAGAGACAGAGAAAAAAAGUGGAAAGAGAAAAACAGCGCAAACUCCAUGUUCAUGAGAAGACAACAUAUGCAUCACGUGUCAACUUCCGCACAGCUGCCAUGAUCAACCCUACAGAAUCAUCAGACGAGGAUGGGGAAGAGGAAUCCGACAAAGCCGUUGCUGUCAAAGAUGACCCUCAGUUCACAAUAGCUGUCACAAGAGAUCGCCAUGUAGAAAAAGAAUCCCUAGCAGAAUACAUCAGCAAGAAGAGAGAAAUGUUUCUAGUUCAGUACUCGCUGGGAGUGAAGAGGGAUGAGAUGAGGAAGCUGGAGGAGAUUGCACAAGCCGAGGAGCGCAAGCUGGAGCUGGCGGAGCAGUACCUUGAGGAGGAUGCUGCCAUGUUUGACGAGUUCCUCAAGGAGAAUGACAAGAAUUCUGUGGAAGCCAUCAAGAUAGCAGAGCAGGAGACGAAGACAAAGUUGGAGAAAGUAGCGGAGAUCAAGAGAAUCAAUGCCCAGAUGAUGUCAAUCAAGUCUGAGAUUUCCAAGUAUGAGGACACACUGAAGGAAUACCAGUUGUACCGGAGAUUCCUGGAGGCUCUCACACCACCGGAGUUUGCAGAAGAGAAAGACAAAGAGAGGCAAGACCGGAGAGAAGAGAGGAGAAAGGAGAGAGAAAAGAACGCAGCUAACCUGAAAAAGGGUGGAUUGCCGGAACUUGGAGGGAAGCAGAGUUCAGCAGGGGACCUCAAGCAGAAGAAGAAGGGGCUAAGGGGGGCACUGCAGAAAGCAUCAUCAAAAACAAAGUCGGGGGAGACAGACAGUAUUAUUUCCUCAGGGGAUCAGUCAGAUGAUGACAGUGAUGAGGAUCUGGAGCUGUUUUUCCAAGACCCCCAGCAACUCCUGGACAUCUUUGCAGAGUUGGAGGAGCAGAACCUGUCCCUCAUCCAGAACAGUCAGGAGACCGAGGAGGCUCUAGAGGAGAUGAAGCAGACCAUCAAACAGACCAAGAGGAAGAUGGAGAAGGAGACCUCAAUACUACGUGAACAGAUAGACAAACUAAACAAUUCUAUAGUCCGAGAAGAGGAGAAAGCAGCAGAUUUACAAAUGAAGGCAAAAAUGUUCAACUAUGGAGAGUUCAAGGCAGAGGACCAGGAGAAGAUGCUGGGAGCCCUCAACAAGAAGGUGGAGGAUGUGUACAGGAGCUGUAUAGGGGACAAUGAGGCCAACAUCAGUACGCUACAGAUGUUGACGAACAUCGAGAACCGUCUGGAGGAGCUGUUUGAGCAGAUUGAGACAAUGCCACAAGACAAGGUGGAGGCAGCAGAGAAGGCGAAGGAGAAGGAGCGACGGUUGAAGAUGCGGGAGGACAAACUGGAGCAGCAGAGGAUCCACCAGGAGGAGCGCGUCCGCCGUGCACUGGAGAGAGCCAAGGCCGAACCCAAGAAGAAGACUGGCAAGAAGCUGGUGUUCCGUUCCGAGCCUCCCCGCCUCAAGAAGAAGGAGGAUGAAGGGGCAGACCAGGCCAGCAAGGAGGAGGAGGAACUGGCCUACUUCUUCCAGUGGUAGCUGCCCCCAUCACGCCUGGCCUAACUACUUGCUCUUGUCCCUGCUCAACACUGCCUUGUCCAACACAUUUAUGUUGGCUCAGCUAUACAUUAAUAUUGUCUCAGCAGCUUCAUACUGGAAAAGUGUUGAUCACUGAUGUUUGUUCAUACCAAAGACCUCUUUGAUUAAUUGUUGGAUAUUCUUUCUGUAUGUUUACUUAAAAAUAUUUUCUAAAAAAUGAGGUACAUCAAGUUAUAAUGGGACUUAACUUAUUUCAGGUAUCAACUGUAAAUAUCAUUUUCAGCUAUUCUCUGUUGGUCAUUUUAAAUUAAUGAAGAACAUUUUUAUCAAUGUCUGUAUUUGCAUGGUAAUAGCUUCUCACUAUUGUGUUAUAAGCAAACAUUCUGUAUGUACCUAUUUCCAACAGACUCUACUGACAUUGCUGAAAGCCUUAAUGACUAAAACUCUGGAAUAGUCAGAGGAAUGUAUGGAUCAGCAAUUAUUGUCAUGAUUUUCAACAAUUGUCUUUAAUGUAUAUUAUUUUACAUGACUAUCAAAGUGCCAAUGUUUUUUCAACAAGAAAACUAAUUUCACAGAACUCUGAUUAUCAGGUAUAUAAAAAAAUGUGAAAUUAGGGCUUUAAUUAUUGAAGAGCCUGUCUCUGUCUGUGCUUACAGUAUACAAUGGUAGUUUUAUGUUGCAUUGAACAUGUUAAUGACCAAAUCAUGAUGCUACAUUUCUUGACACAUGGUAUUCAAAGCCCAUCGAUACUCUGAAUUAACCAUGCAAGUGUCAGAUUGAUUCAUUGUAAGAAUACUGUCUUGCUGUAACAAAUCAAUAUACUGAUCAAUAUAAAAGUAUCAAAGAUCUUUUGAUGCCAUUGUUAACAGGACAAGAGCAAAUGAUGAUAUACAGGUUUUACUUAUCUGAGAAGCAUUUGGAUUCAAGGGAGGUUACUCCUACAAGACCAAUGAGACUGCAAUAUAAAUGGAGCCGACAUUGUGUAAAGACUUUCUAGUGCUCAUUAUCCAUUGGAGAUCACUGGAAAUAUGGCGACAAGCUGUCUUGUAUAUUAUUGAUUGUUAUUUGUGAUUGUAUGUAUGAAUGUACAUAAAGAGAAUGUGCUUUUUAA
Messenger RNA from Haliotis rufescens (red abalone), 2991 nucleotides. RefSeq names its product cilia- and flagella-associated protein 100-like. Lineage: Eukaryota; Metazoa; Mollusca; Gastropoda; Lepetellida; Haliotidae. Bases 105 to 1880 code for a protein of 591 amino acids. The record is from RefSeq and is a predicted model, not a curated record. The transcript has 16 exons.